Molecule: messenger RNA, 1342 nt
Organism: Microcebus murinus (gray mouse lemur)
Lineage: Eukaryota; Metazoa; Chordata; Mammalia; Primates; Cheirogaleidae
Source: RefSeq, a predicted model, not a curated record
AUGGAGUGUGCACUUCCUUUUCUGAAAGGCCGCAUCGAGCUGUGGCUGAGCCUCACCUCCGAUGCUUUGGGUGUGGAGCCCCAGGUCCUCCUCCUGAGUGCCCUGGGGUUGCUCUCCCUGUCCCUGCUCCUCCUGGUGACACGGCGGUCCUUCAGCUACGCGGGAGGCGAAAGAAGCCCCAAAGGUCGGCAGUUGUACCAGAGACGGGCCAAGGAGGAAAGGAGCCUGAUUUCUUUCGUGACAAGCCCCUGGGCCAAGGAUCGCGAUCCCAUGAGCUUUCGUCAACUCUUAUGUCCAGACCCGCUCUGUAACAUGUGCAAUGACACUCCUGCUGAGAUCCUGAAGGUGCUAUUCCGGCCGUCCUGGAGGAUGCCGCUCCUCCGUGUCAUCCCGCCUUGUCCACCCCCUCCAUCCUCCGCUCCCCUCCCUGGCUACUCCACCCGCACCCUGGGUGACGCUCCUCCUGUGCCUGCCUUGCAUUCCAAAUUCCCCGUACACAGUUCCCCACCCCAGCCACGUGCCAGUCCCCUUCUGCCACCACACCACACUGGGAGAGGAUUCUCUUCUACAAACAGAGACCACGUUGUCUAUAAAGACCAUCUUUGCAUUUGCCACCCUGUAGAACCUGGUAACUGCUCUUUUUUCAACCCUGAUGUUCUGUCCUCCUUGGAGAGACAAGUUGAAAAGAGGAGGGAUUUCCUGAUGUGGAAGGAAAAGGAAAAGAAAACGGGGUCUCUUCCAAGGAAACUUAAGUCAGACCACCAAGUGAAUUCCUCAGCAAACACAUCAGCAUCAGUUGCUGAUGAGCAUGACACGGCUGUGUCCCCUCAUUUGGGGACCAGCAGAGACAAACCAGAGGAGCUGCAGGCGCAUCAGCAGCACCUGCACCCUGAGACGAUUGAGGCAGCCUCAGUGCAGUCCAGUCCCAGCAUCCAUCCCACUGCCCGUCCCAUCACCUGCACCUCUGCCAGGCAGGCUCUCCCCAAGCUUACCCUGGUCGGCCAGUCCUCCAAGGCUGAUGUUCCCGUCUCUGUCCUUCCUGGAGACUUUCCUCUCAGCAGUGAGCUGCGGAAGACACUAGAGCACCACCUUCGAAAGAGGCUCAUCCAACACCGGUGGGGCCUGCCCCGCAGGGUCCGUGAGUCUCUGUCACUGCUGAAUCCUCCCAGCGAUGCUCCUGAGACGCCCAAGGCAAAGUGCACACUAUGGACUCUCGUGGAUCUCCUCCUUUAAAGGGCAAGAGCAGUGAGGGUCCAGAAAGUUUUAAACUAAGUCAAUCAGGAAGUUUCCGUGACAGAUGCUCAGAAAUGCUCCCACUACGGAAGUCCAUGAGGAAGGGUCA